This is a messenger RNA of Malania oleifera, 306 nucleotides long. Its product is annotated as SKP1-like protein 1A. The coding region runs from base 1 to 306 and encodes 101 amino acids. Gene Ontology annotation, molecular function: cullin family protein binding. NCBI's taxonomy places the organism in Eukaryota, Viridiplantae, Streptophyta, Magnoliopsida, Santalales, Ximeniaceae. The record is from RefSeq and is a predicted model, not a curated record. Gene Ontology annotation, cellular component: cytoplasm; nucleus. Gene Ontology annotation, biological process: SCF-dependent proteasomal ubiquitin-dependent protein catabolic process. The transcript has a single exon.
AUGCUCGAGGACAACUGUGCCAACAACGGUAUUCCCCUGCCUAAUGUCACCAGCAAGAUUUUGGCCAAGGUGAUCGAAUAUUGCAAGAAACGCGUCGAGGCUACGAAAACUGACGAUCAAAGCACCAACGAAGAGCUCAAAUCCUGGGACACCGAUUUUGUCAAGGUUUACCAAACGACUAUCUUCAAUCUCAUUCUAGCUGCGAACUAUUUGAACAUCAAAAGCUUGCUAGAUCUUACAUGCCAAACGGUUGCCGACAAAGAUAUUGGGAUUGAUGAGAAAAUGUUGACGCAGGAUCUAUCUUAG